Molecule: messenger RNA, 1150 nt
Organism: Arachis stenosperma
Lineage: Eukaryota; Viridiplantae; Streptophyta; Magnoliopsida; Fabales; Fabaceae
Product: protein NDR1-like
Exons: 1
Coding region: 148-792 (214 amino acids)
Biological process (GO): defense response to other organism
Source: RefSeq, a predicted model, not a curated record
AAAAAUAAAAAUAAAAAGCUGCAGCAAAUAAAGAAACCGGGACGCACUCAACACUCAACAGUCAAAACUCUAUCUCUACAUUUUUUCCUUCCCUCUCUUUCUCUCUCUCGACUCCCGGCGGUAUCACCACCACCCCCACCACGGCAGAUGGCGGAGCAACACAGCUGCUGCUCAUGCUGCUUCAGCUUCAUAAUAACCAUGGGCCUCACCGCCCUCUUCUUCUGGCUCUCCCUCCGUGUUGACCAACCAAAAUUCUAUCUCGAGUCAAUUUACGUUCCUGCCCUCAACAGAUCCCUUCCGUCAACAACAAAAAACGACACCGUUUUAUUCAAAAUAAAGUUCACGAACCCUAACAAAGACAAAGGGAUCAAAUACGACGCCGUUCGGGUCAACAUCUCCGUCUUCCUCUCCCAAAAUACCACGCGCCUACUCUCCAACUCCACCGCCGUCGCUCCUUUCUACCAGGGCCGCCAGAAGAAGGCGCAUAAGCCUAGCUCUGCCUCCUUCGUCGGAAACCUUACGCCGGCGGCGGGGAUGGACGGGAAGGUGUAUUUCCGGGUGGAUUUUGCGACCGCGGUGAAGUACAAGAUCUUGUUUUGGUACACGAAGCGACACGGUAUGUGGGGAGGGGCAAAUGUGGAAAUUAACAAUGGGGGUGUGAAGGUGUAUCCGAAACCGGUGAGGCUUGGCAACGAGCCACCGAGGAUCGUGAACGGCGCACCGGAGUUCCGUGGAGGCUAUCGUGCGCUUCUUCCGCUAUUCCUAGUUGCGUGGAUAAUGCGCACUCAUUGACUUGACUUGACUUGACUUCACUUCACUUCACUAGUCUGUAUUUUUAUUGGAGGAAUUAUUUAAAUUAAUUUAAUUUAGUUAUUUAUUUAUUUAUUUUUAAAAAGCAGUGAAACACUGAAACUUAAAGUUCACUGCCAUUUUUUCCCCUCACGUAGACUCUAUUGUUUUAUUCAAGUUUCAGAAAAUCGGACCGGUCAUCAAACCGUUCUAGUCACUGGUUUAUUGGUUUAUUGGUCUAACCGGUUCAACCGAUGGUUCAACCGAAAAAACCGUUUUAGAGUAGAAUAGUAAAUAAAUUAUAAAUACACAUCCUAAAAUAUAAUUAUAGUCUGAUACAAAUCUUAAAAUAUCUUUGAAA